This is a messenger RNA of Varroa destructor (honeybee mite), 2608 nucleotides long. RefSeq names its product ileal sodium/bile acid cotransporter-like. The record is from RefSeq and is a predicted model, not a curated record. Gene Ontology annotation, cellular component: membrane. Lineage: Eukaryota; Metazoa; Arthropoda; Arachnida; Mesostigmata; Varroidae.
GAAAAACGCCGCAGAAACGAAAAUCCUGUAUACAGAUAACUGUCAUUAUCAACGAAUAGGCACUACAAGCUGAGAUGCUCUCACUCACACGACUUGAAUGAGGCUGUCAGAAGUUAACGCCAGCGGAUUAUGUUAUGCAAGCUCGCUUCCGCAGGAUAUUAGCCGGGUGUGUAACUCAGUGUGUGGCUGUACUGUACAUCAAAUCAGUAUUUAAGAUGUGUCCAAUGGUUCCCAUUUCCCUUUUGGCAGCGAUUCUCUUCGCGCUUAUAGAGUAUGCUUCAGGCGAAGGUUCUCCAAAACUUUUCUUCUACCCGACAGUGCGUACGAAGGGUUCGAAUGAAGAACGUAUUCAACUAUACAACGGCCAAAUCCUGCACGUGAGUUUCUGGACCAAUGAAACUAUAAGGCCGAGUGCUUCGAGUACAAGCUAUGACUGUAAAGUAACCUCGUUUUCGCCCUCUACUGCGAAUGUCGAUGACUGCCAUGUCGAAUACGACAGCGGUAACCAAAGGCUGAACGGGUCUUUUCGAGCCAGCGCAGACCUUUUGGGGCAUACGGAUAUCAAGGUCAUUAUAUUUGCAUCUCCCAAUCAAACCUAUAUUAAUGAUAAGAUACAUACGAUUGUGGUCCAGAAACAGUCUGUAGCCCAACACAUUUUCCUGGGCAGCAUCAUCCUCCUAGUGAGUUUAAACUACAUCAAUAUGGGUUGUGCACUUGACAUGAACGUCAUCAAGGAGACGUUAAGAAAACCGAUUGGUCCUGUUGUCGGCCUGACAACCCAAUACGGAGUUAUGCCUUCUUUAUCAUAUCUAACAGCUGUAUAUCUAUUGAGUCAGCCGUACCUGCAAUUAGGUCUCUUUACUUUUGGAUGCUCUCCAGGAGGAGGGGCAUCCAACAUGUGGACAGUACUGUUAGGAGGCAAUCUCAACCUCUCGAUUACCAUGACCUUCCUAUCAACCGUUGCUUCUCUGGGAUUUAUGCCUCUUUGGCUAUUUACAGUGGGAAAAAUGUUCUUCAAUGAAACGGCGCCGAGAAUUCCGUUUCGAAAUAUUCUCACUGGUUUGGUGGGAAUAGUCAUUCCGGUUGGUGUCGGACUAAUAAUGCAAAGGGUUUGCCCGAAAGGCACAGUAUUCUGUAAGAAAAUUCUUACGCCAUUCUCAAUAACGAUGAUUGUCUUUAUUGUUAUCUUUGGUACAUGGGUUAACCUCUAUAUGUUUCGACUGCUUACUUGGGAAAUUACAUUGGCUGCAAUGGUAAAUGUAUGGACAGGAUUUCUCAUUGGUUUAAUCGCGGCCCGAGUUAGUGGCUUGUCGUGGCCGGACGCUGUCACGGUGAUGGUUGAAACAGGUAUUCAAAAUACAGGUGUAUCUAUCGUCCUUUUGGGAGUGUCACUACCCAAACCUGACGGUGAUAUGUCAGCGAUAAUUCCAGUGACUGCGUCAGUGGUUACGCCUAUUCCACUAACCGUUUUAUGGAUUGUAUUGAAGAUCUUACGUUGUCUAAAAGGUCCAGCUCAUAAAGAAGCAGCACAUGAUAAGGAGGACGUGAGAUUCCUAUCUGCACACAACAACGAAAAAUCGUCCUAUUCAGGAUAAUUUUGAAAAGAUGCAUAUUCACAGUUGUUGUUCAUUAGCAAUUAAUGAGAACGGAUACCAUAACCAUGAUUAUAUAAGAGAGGUCUGCUCUACAUAACAGCGGCAGCAACAAGCUAAGCGGGUAUUAGAAUUUCACAAUCUAGACCUACAUCUGUGAUAUUUUUUAGCAAAUCAGACAACGAGUACGUUGAUAUCUCGAGAUAUUUAGAGAAGAGAUAUAUGCGCCAUCAUCCUCGACCAUCAGAUAUAAAUGUAAAUUGAAGCAGUACCUGGACACUAUAAAUUUCCAAUCCACCCAAAAAUAAUCGGAGAGAAAGGAUGAUCCACAAAAUUUCAUAUCAAAAAUAUCACAGUAUCGCGCGGAUUAGACCUGUCAUUUUUGUGUUGAAAUUUAUAUGAUUCAUACGGGCAGAGGGCAGUGAAAUAUUAAUAUUCUGCUUUUAAACAAACUUGCAAAUAAUACAAAAGGUUUGUAAAGGUAAACUCUUCACUUGUCGUUUGGGAAGAUCAAAUUGUGUCGGACUCAGGAUCCAUAUAGCAAUUGUAAUCUUUUAGAGUUGCUAAUAAUGGGUCGCGCAUAACCCAACACAAUUUUAGUACAAGCAGACGGUUAAUAGUAUUAAUGCCAUGUACUGGGUUCGUAAUUGACAGUAAUAUCUCAAAUACAAAGUAUAUUAUUUUUAAUAAUAGGUAAGUGGGUAAUUAUGUACGCCUAAAAAAAGAUGAAAUAAUGAAAAUAUAUGCCAAUGAAUGAUCCUUCUAUGUCAGACAAUGAGGUCGAGGAGCGCCAGCGUCUCGCGCACUGCAAUCAUCAGCAUAUCAGAUCAUUUGUUAUUUUAAUCCUUAACAACAACCUUUUUGAUGCCCUCAAUUCCGUUUUACACUUCAAAAUAUAGCCGGUCGAUGCACCAUGUUAUCGUUUAAAAGGUUACGAGUGAUCUGCACAGCCGUUCGAGAAAGUGUCUGUUCCAUGUAUAUCGGACCCAGCUCUCAAGUGAAAAAUAAGGCGCUAA